GCUGUCCUGUGGACGGUGGCUGGGAGUGUGGCGAAAGUGCAGUUGCCGAAGUGCAGCGAGACCCGAGACCCGGGAGGAGGAAGCGAGCGCUGCUGCUGGGCUGAGGGGCUCCUGGCGCCAUGGGCCGCCUGCACUGCACGCAGGACCCGGUGCCGGAGGCUGUUCGCGGUGACAUGCAGCAGCUGAACCAGCUGGGCGCGCAGCAGUUCUCAGACCUGACAGAAGUGCUUUUCCAUUUCCUAACUGAGCCCAGAGAGGUGGAGCGCUUUCUGGCUCAGCUCUCUGAAUUUGCCGCCACCAAUCAGAUCAGUCUUGGUCCCCUCAAAAGCAUCAUGAAAAGUCUCCUUCUGGUUCCAAAUGGUGCGCUGAAGAGGGGCCUCACUGCAGAGCAAGUGCGGACUGAUCUCCUGACUCUAGGUCUUGGUGAGGAGAAAGCCACUUACUUUUCUGAAAAGUGGAAGCAGAAUGCCCCAGCCCUGGCACAGUGGGCCAUGGGUCAGACCCUGAUGAUCAACCAGCUGAUUGAUAUGGAGUGGAGGUUUGGAGUGACGUCUGGAAGCAGUGAACUAGAGAAAGUGGGAAGCAUAUUUUUACAGUUAAAGUUGGUGCUUAAGAAAGGAAAACAAACUGAAAAUUUGUAUAUAGAAUUAACCUUGCCUCAGUUCUACAGCUUCCUGCAUGAGAUGGAGCGAGUCCGAGCCAGCAUGGAGUGCCUUAGCUGAUCCUGUUUCUUGUUCUGUUCCUGCCUCUUCUCUAAAGGCUGCUCCAGGGGUUCAGCUGCCCUGGGAGUCCAGGUGCAAUGGGUUUCUGAAGACACCAGGGUUGAAUAUGUGGUGUCCUGUGUGGUUCUUCUGUAAGCCCCUCUGGGGAGCCACCACCCCCAUCUGGGUUGACUUUACACCUGAAUCCUCUGACAGCCCUUGCGUCUGGGACUGUUUUCUUUCUUUUGGGAGGGGGUUAUUGUUACCUCCCAUUAAACAGUAAACAAAUGGUUCCUUCAGUCA
Molecule: messenger RNA, 1004 nt
Organism: Psammomys obesus (fat sand rat)
Lineage: Eukaryota; Metazoa; Chordata; Mammalia; Rodentia; Muridae
Gene: Commd7
Product: COMM domain containing 7
Exons: 9
Coding region: 120-722 (200 amino acids)
Biological process (GO): tumor necrosis factor-mediated signaling pathway; negative regulation of DNA-templated transcription
Molecular function (GO): NF-kappaB binding
Source: RefSeq, a predicted model, not a curated record